GCCGCGCCGCCACGCGCUCAGACGCAGGGUGCUGCCCGCCCGCAGGGCUGAGCGCGGGCGGAGCUCCCGUCCCGCGGUGCCGGUCGUAGCCCAGCGGCUGCCGGCAUGGCCACCGCGGCGGCGGCGGCGGCGGCGGCAGGGAUGGCCCACGGGGCCCGGGCGAGGACGGCGGCAGCAGCCCUGCGGAGCGUUUGCGGGACGGCGGCCCGGGGGCGGCUGCGCGCGGGCCACUCACGGCCCUUGUGCACGGCCCCUGGAACCGCUCCCGACAUGAAGCGCUACCUGUGGGAGCGCUACCGGGAGGCGAAGAGGAGCACGGAGGAAUUGGUGCCUUCAAUCAUGAGCAAUUUGCUGAAUCCGGAUGCCAUUUUCUCAAACAAUGAGAUGAGCCUGUCGGACAUUGAGAUCUAUGGCUUUGAUUAUGACUACACCUUGGUGUUUUAUUCAAAGCACCUCCACACGCUGAUAUUCAACGCUGCUCGGGACCUUCUCAUCAAUGAACACCGGUAUCCCGCGGAAAUCAGGAAGUAUGAAUACGACCCAAAUUUUGCAAUUCGUGGACUUCAUUAUGAUGUGCAGCGGGCAGUCUUGAUGAAGAUUGAUGCUUUUCAUUACAUCCAGCUGGGGACUGUCUACAGAGGCCUCAGUGUGGUCCCUGAUGAAGAAGUCAUUGAAAUGUACGAGGGGUCCCACGUGCCUCUGGAACAGAUGAGCGACUUUUACGGCAAGAGCUCCCACGGGAACACCAUGAAGCAGUUCAUGGACAUCUUCUCCCUGCCCGAGAUGAGCCUGCUGUCCUGCGUGAACGAAUACUUUCUGAAGAACAACAUUGACUAUGAGCCUGUCCACCUGUACAAAGACGUCAAGGAUGCAAUUCGAGAUGUGCACAUCAAAGGAAUCAUGUACCGAGCCGUCGAAGCAGACAUUGAUAAGUACAUCUGCUACGCCGAGCAGACCCGCGCGGUGCUGGCCAAACUGGCUGACCACGGCAAGAAGAUGUUCCUCAUCACCAACAGCCCCAGCAGCUUUGUGGACAAAGGGAUGAGCUAUAUCGUUGGAAAGGACUGGCGGGACCUGUUUGACGUGGUCAUCGUGCAGGCCGAGAAGCCGAGCUUCUUUAACGAUAAGCGGAGACCUUUCCGAAAGGUGAAUGAGAAAGGUGUCUUACUCUGGGAUAAAAUCUACAAGUUGCAGAAGGGCCAGAUUUACAAGCAGGGCAAUUUAUAUGAAUUUUUGAAGCUUACUGGAUGGAGAGGAUCCAAAGUGUUAUAUUUUGGUGACCAUAUAUACAGUGACCUGGCGGACUUGACCCUGAAGCAUGGCUGGCGGACUGGUGCCAUCAUCCCAGAGUUACGGUCUGAGCUCAGAAUCAUGAACACGGAACAGUACAUCCAGACCAUGACCUGGCUGCAGACGCUGACCGGGUUACUGGAGCGAAUGCAGGUGCACAGAGAUGCGGAGUCCCAGCUGGUUUUGCAGGAGUGGAAAAGGGAGAGGAAGGAGAUGAGAGAAAUGAACAAAAGUUUCUUCAACGCCCACUUUGGAAGCUUGUUCCGCACAGACCAGAACCCCACCUACUUCCUGAGGCGCCUGUCGCGGUUUGCCGACAUCUACAUGGCGUCCCUGAGCUGCCUGCUGAACUACGACGUCAGCCACACGUUCUACCCCAGGAGGACUCCGCUGCAGCACGAGCUUCCCGCCUGGGCGAACGGGCCCCCCACCUGCAGGCUGCCCCUCCUGCAGGCGGCCCAGGCCAAGUAGCCGUGCCCUCCUGUGGACAAGGCCAGAAACAGCCCCGGCCCCGACCCGGGGGACACCACGGGCUGGCCUUGUGUGGAUAGGAGUGUUGCUUUUGGAAAAGACACAGAAUCGCCUCUUGAUAUAAUUUAUUUCGGACCUUCUGGAGGAUGCUCCCCAGGUGGUUGAGACGGAAGCCAGUGCGUACCGGUCCCGCCUUCCUGCUCUCCUCGGGCUGAGUGGCAGGCUUCACGGGAACUGAUCAGUCCUCUCGUUGACCGAGGUGCUGCUACUGGUGUCGGCUUUCCUGGGCCCGGGGAGACUUCCUGAUGCUGCCUCCGUAUUCCAGCAGCGGAAACUCCUGCCUCCUCCCUGGGAAACAGGGAGCGUUCAUGGUGCAUCGGAAUGAAGGGCGCCGUGGUGUGCAGCGACACUGCUCCCAGAAAGCGGACGGUGCAGUGAGCUCUGUAGCAGCAUAACACGCAGUGAGCGGCGGAGAUGACCCCCAAACAGCGGGACCCCCCAGCCGUUUGGUCCCAGGGCUUGGGCGUUCCGGUGCAUCAGUGGGAAGAAAAGAGAAAGAGCAAGGGAAGGUCCCAGUCCUUCGCCCUGGAUGGUCCUCAGUCUCGCUUCCUGUGCCCCACCCCAUCCUGGGGAAGGACGGGCGCCACAGGUGAUGGGGGGGCUCGCUCCUUUCCCCGGAGAAGGAGAGAGGGCGCCUGGUCACAUGUCCAGCUGGCAGAACAGCCUGUGGGAUAAGGCUGUGAGCAACAAGCGCUCAGAGCCAACGCUUGGGGGUGGGUCCCCUGAAAAUGCCACCCGACUGUUGGUUUGAUGUGCUCAUUGGAGGACAGAAAAACAAAACAAAAAAAACAAAGUCCUUGCAGUGAAAUGCCGUUCCCCUCCCUGGGUUGUGUGGCUAAAAUGUAGGCAUUAUCAGAAGCCAUCCCUUCCUGGAGGCAACAGACAGGCUGCCUCCCCCCGGAUUAUCGGGGAAGUGGGAGCGGUGGCCUCACCGCCUGGCUGGCUCCACCCUCUGCUCCCCUUAGCUUUCUUCCUUUCCUGCCGCACGCGUGCGUGCGUGUGUUUGUUUGUGUGUGUAUGUGUGUGUGUGUGUGUGUGUGUGUGCUAUUGUGGGACUUGGGGGGGGGGCGUUCUUUAGGCGCCUGUAUUUAAGGUGGGAGAGCAUAAAGGGCAUUGAAACUAAGAGAAAGGGGGUUGGAAAUGACUUAGGUAACUGAGUAUUUCUCACGUCUUUCUAAGGACAAUGCACGUGACAGACGUUUUAAACUUGAUGCCUGGCAGGUGCAGGGAGGGGCUUGCGGAGAGUGUUGCUAACUGAGCAUUUUUAUGGCAAUGAGUGGCUUGGCAUGCCACAGCUCCCUGCCAGAAUGCAGGGAGUGAAGGCGCUCUGGAGUGUGCUUGGCAAUGCUGCUUGCGAUUUUCCUGGGCAUUUCCGUGUAUUUAUGAUAGCGACGGUGACCCUGUAGACCCAGGAGGCCUGUCAGUUAAGGCCCCUUUUUUCCGGUUAGAUUUUAUCAUAAACACAGUGGUCUCUUUCUUUUGGGGGGUGGGGUAGGCCUUUUGUUUACUGUUUGUUAGCUCCCAGGUGCUUUUAGCAUCAGAGUUGACUGGCAUUUGGGGGUGCAGGUGGAGGCCCGGAGCUGCUCGUGUGGGGGCCUCGAAGGGCAUGCUGGUGCUUUCGGCUUCACUUCGGGGAAGCCGGGUGAGGAAGUAGUUAUUACUGUUUUUAAAAAUCUCUUAGUGUUUAUCCAAUCAGGUGUUCAUUGGAUGUCUCCUAGUGCCAGUCACAGGGUGUUUGUUUACUCAAGAAUGAAGUAGACUUGUUUUAAAUCCUGCUUUCAUGGAUGUCUAGGUUGGGUGAGCCGAGCCUCAGGGGAGACACACAUUUUCUGGGUAUGAAUUAUGAGUGUCACAAUUGAUUACCAAUUAAGGUUUCGGUCUGUGGGGCAUCAAACAUGGCCGUGCUGAGAUCUGCCACGUGGCGGAGGCCUGGCAUCUGUCUCAGCAGGGCCCCCGAGCAUGUGCCUGGCAGACCUGGGCACUCCCAGGCCAGCAGCAGGGGUAGGCCAGCCGUCGCCACGUGAAGGACCGGGGCAGCCUCCUGGUCUGCGCUCAGCUGUUGUCAUGACGCAGCCGGGCCUGGGCACACCGCACGGGGUUCUGUCCUUUCCAUUUUGUUCUCUGGGGCUCACACUGGUGAAAGCCUGUUGGUCCAAGGGAAGUGAGUCUGCUUUCCACCCUUCAAAAGUAGCAAUUUGGAAAGCGAACAGAAUAAAAUUAGCUUGCACCUUUAAACAAUAUUCUCACGUGCAGCAUGGGUUAGACUGAUUUUCUAAGAAUGAUGUGCACAAAAGUCAUAGUCCAGGGGCAGCCCAUGCCAGCUGAACGCGGGCGCAUGGAACCGCAGCAGGUCGCCCUGGCGGGGCCCUGGCGGGGACCUGCAGUUGCUUUUCCAGAGUUGCUUCUAUAAGGAAACCAAGCUUUUAAAGUAUUUUAGGAGUUUGGCUCAGAGCUCCCACUUUCCUCCUAACAUAGUGUGUCUGUCUGUCUGUCUGUCUGUCUGUCUGUCUCUCUCUCUCUCUCAUGCUCUUCAGCUUCAUCUCCUGCGGUGGCCAUUAGUGCUGGGAACAUAAACCACCUGUUACUGACUCGGGCUGUCUCUGAGUAAAUUACUAGUUUUUGCUUUGACUGCAUCGGCCCUCUUCCUUAUUGCGGAGGAGAAAUGGAAAGUAAUCUUUCCUCCUCCUAAUUUAGCUUUGGAUGAACUAAAUGGCUUUUCCUCUCUCUUCCUCCCCAAAGGCCCUUGACAGUCGAGAGCCGUGCUCAGUAUCGCAUUGAGCUCCACUGUGCCCAGCGCUCCUUUGCUGCGAAAGACCCACUGGGGGGCCCUCGUCUAGAAUGCUCUGAGGCUGGCCAGAGGCAGCGGCCCUUGAUUGCCCUAUUCACCUACUGGGGAGCCUGUGUUUUGCCCUCUUACCAGUUUCCUUGUGUCCUGAUUUCCUUCUUUUCUCCUUUAUUUUCCUUAGCGUUUGGGAGCCUAGCUCCAAGGCCAGCUAACCUCUAACACCCUAGUGCAGUGGUCGGCAAACCGCGGCCCCUUGAGUGCGGCUCUUCCACAAAAUACCACAUGCGGGCGCGCACGUACAGUGCGAUUGAAACUUCGUGGCCACACUCAAGGGGCCAAAGAGCCGCAUGUGGCUCGAGAGCCGCAGUUUGCUGACCACUGCCCUAGGGCAGUGGUUCUCAACCUUGGCUGCACAUUAGAAUCACCUGGGAAUCUUUUUAAAAUCCUGAUGUCUGGGCCUUGUCCUCCGGAAAUUCUGUUUCUUUGUUACUAAUGUUGUGGCCCCACCCCAUAACAAAGAAACAGAAUUUCCGGAGGACGAGGCCCAGACAUCAGGAUUUUAAAAAGAUUCCCAGGUGAUUCUAUGUGCAGCCGAGGUUGAGAACCACUGCCCUAGUGGGUUAAGGGAAGGAAAGGGAGUGAAGGUUCGUUGAUGCGGGUCAGCUUUGCGGGCCAUUUCUGUUGCCGUUACUCCAGGAAUGGACACAGCUCUGUCCUAUUACAACGUGGCUUAUAAAAUCAGCUGCCGGCUGCCUUGGCCCUCGGGCCGUAGUUCCCAAGCCCUGCUCCAACUCGGAAAGCGUGCAGACGAACAGCCCGGUAGUGGAACAGGCAGCAGGGACGUGCGCCCCGUUCCCCUAGGAGCUGGCGAGGGCAUAUUUACUUCUGUGGCCAGUGGUGACAUACCGUGUUCCCAGCACUCGGCCUCGUGGUGUGUAACAGCUGCCGGUCGGGCACGAGCGCUAGUUGAAUGUACCUCUUCUUGCAGUGGUUUGUGACUGUGCUUGUCUUGGGGGAUGGCAUGGCUUCCCACGUAGCCCUUCAGGACCGAGUCCCCCCACCGCUGGGUGUAAAGCAGCUGUCGGCCCUGCUGAGAAGCCCUGUCUCAGGUGGGCGAGGUCACACCCCUCCUCUGAGCAGCUCCUUCCUUCACCUCCCUCCCCUCCCCGGGGGUGGACCCCAGAGCACACCCUGUAAACUCCCUGCACGUGAAUCUCCGUCUGCUUCCGGGGAGCCCGCCCACAGCAGCCCUCUGCACUCUCCCAGCACUGUGGCUUGCACCUGACGUCGGAAACUGUUUUCUAAUCAUGUAGUAGAAUGACUAAUUGUGCCUGUACGAUAGCAGGCACAGCAAAUGCAAACUAGGUUCACCUACUAUUUAUUCUGAAUGUGUAUUUGCUAUUUAUUCUGAAUGUUGAUUUUAUGUUACCAGAUACUGAAUUUAUUGCCAAAUAAAAAGAAUUGUAUCAUCCA
Molecule: messenger RNA, 6079 nt
Organism: Myotis daubentonii (Daubenton's bat)
Lineage: Eukaryota; Metazoa; Chordata; Mammalia; Chiroptera; Vespertilionidae
Gene: NT5DC3
Product: 5'-nucleotidase domain containing 3
Molecular function (GO): 5'-nucleotidase activity
Source: RefSeq, a predicted model, not a curated record